Molecule: messenger RNA, 9856 nt
Organism: Grammomys surdaster
Lineage: Eukaryota; Metazoa; Chordata; Mammalia; Rodentia; Muridae
Product: microtubule-associated serine/threonine-protein kinase 4
Exons: 25
Coding region: 260-7354 (2364 amino acids)
Biological process (GO): intracellular signal transduction; peptidyl-serine phosphorylation
Molecular function (GO): magnesium ion binding; ATP binding; protein binding
Source: RefSeq, a predicted model, not a curated record
GGCUUCCUAGGAGAGGGCAAACACAAGAGGAAGUAAGUUUCCUGAACCUUUCAGAUGGCUGUGCAUUAAUUAAAGGCCAGCACGGGACGGGUAAUUCUCAGUCAGGCUCCGAGUUGUUCCUGAGACCACAGUUCAUCGCACGUUUUCUCUGGAGGGAGUGAGUAGAUAAUUGGGAUUUUUUUCCCUUUAUUUUUUUUUCUCCCCAUCUCCGUUUUGAUCCCAUGGCCUUGAACUCACAGUGAAUUGAAGAAAGAAAGAAAUGGAUAUGUCUGACCCCAAUUUCUGGACUGUGCUCUCAAACUUUACUUUACCUCAUUUGAGGAGUGGGAACAGGCUUCGGCGCACACAAAGUUGCCGAACAAGCAACCGGAAGAGUUUGAUAGGCAAUGGCCAGUCUCCAGCAUUGCCUAGACCACACUCACCUCUCUCUGCUCAUGCAGGAAAUAGCCCUCAAGACAGUCCAAGGAAUUUCUCCCCCAGUGCCUCAGCCCAUUUCUCAUUUGCGAGGAGAACGGACGGGCGCCGCUGGUCUCUGGCUUCUCUCCCCUCCUCAGGCUAUGGGACAAAUACACCAAGCUCCACCGUCUCUUCAUCCUGUUCCUCCCAGGAGAAGUUGCACCAGUUACCAUACCAGCCAACACCAGAUGAAUUACACUUCUUGUCCAAACACUUCUGCACAACAGAAAGCAUCGCCACUGAGAACAGGUGCAGAAACACGCCCAUGCGUCCGCGGUCCCGGAGUCUCAGCCCUGGACGUUCCCCCGCCUGCUGUGACCAUGAAAUAAUUAUGAUGAACCAUGUCUACAAAGAAAGGUUCCCAAAGGCUACGGCUCAGAUGGAAGAGCGUCUAAAGGAAAUCAUCACCAGCUACUCUCCAGACCAUGUUCUCCCCUUGGCAGAUGGCGUGCUCAGCUUCACUCAUCACCAGAUCAUUGAGCUGGCUCGGGACUGUCUGGAUAAAUCCCACCAGGGUCUCAUCACGUCCAGAUACUUUCUUGAAUUGCAGCACAAACUGGAUAAGUUGCUACAGGAGGCUCACGAUCGCUCUGAAAGUGGAGAACUGGCAUUUAUUAAGCAGCUAGUCCGAAAGAUCCUAAUUGUCAUUGCCCGUCCCGCUCGGUUAUUGGAGUGCUUGGAAUUUGAUCCUGAAGAAUUUUAUUACCUAUUGGAAGCUGCAGAAGGCCAUGCCAAAGAAGGCCAGGGAAUCAAAACUGACAUUCCCAGAUACAUCAUCAGCCAGCUGGGACUCAAUAAGGACCCCUUGGAAGAAAUGGCUCAGUUGGGGAAUUACGACAGUCGGACAGCAGAGACACCAGAGACGGAUGAAUCAGUGAGUAGCUCAAAUACUUCCCUGAGACUUCGAAGGAAACCCCGAGAGAGUGAUUUUGAAACAAUUAAACUGAUCAGCAAUGGAGCCUAUGGGGCAGUCUACUUUGUUCGGCAUAAAGAAUCUCGGCAGAGGUUUGCCAUGAAGAAGAUCAACAAGCAGAACCUCAUCCUUCGGAACCAGAUCCAGCAGGCCUUCGUGGAACGUGACAUCCUGACUUUUGCAGAGAACCCCUUUGUGGUCAGCAUGUAUUGCUCCUUUGAAACAAGGCGUCACUUAUGCAUGGUCAUGGAAUAUGUGGAAGGGGGAGACUGUGCGACCCUAAUGAAAAACAUGGGACCUCUUCCAGUUGACAUGGCUAGGAUGUAUUUCGCAGAGACAGUCUUGGCCUUGGAGUAUCUGCAUAAUUACGGAAUCGUACACAGGGAUUUGAAGCCAGACAACCUGUUGGUCACCUCCAUGGGGCACAUAAAGCUGACUGACUUUGGCUUAUCUAAGGUGGGAUUGAUGAGCAUGACCACCAAUCUCUACGAAGGUCAUAUUGAGAAGGACGCUCGAGAGUUCUUAGAUAAACAGGUCUGUGGUACACCUGAAUACAUCGCCCCCGAGGUGAUUCUGAGACAGGGCUAUGGGAAACCCGUGGACUGGUGGGCCAUGGGCAUUAUCCUCUAUGAAUUUCUGGUUGGAUGUGUGCCUUUCUUUGGGGACACUCCAGAAGAGCUAUUUGGACAAGUCAUCAGUGAUGAAAUCAACUGGCCUGAAAAGGAUGAGGCCCCUCCUCCAGAUGCUCAGGAUCUGAUUACUUUGCUGCUCAGGCAGAAUCCGCUGGAGAGGCUGGGAACAGGUGGCGCCUAUGAAGUGAAGCAGCAUCGCUUCUUCCGCUCCUUAGACUGGAACAGUUUGCUGAGACAGAAGGCGGAAUUUAUUCCCCAACUGGAAUCUGAGGAUGACACAAGUUAUUUUGAUACUCGGUCAGAGAAGUAUCAUCACAUGGAGACAGAGGAGGAAGAUGACACAAACGAUGAAGACUUCACUGUGGAGAUAAGGCAGUUUUCUUCCUGUUCACACAGGUUCUCAAAAGUUUUCAGCAGUAUAGAUCGAAUAACUCAAAAUUCAGGAGAAGACAAAGAUGAUUCCGAGGACAAGACCAAAAGCACAACUUUGCCAUCCACGGAGACCCUCAGCUGGAGUUCCGAAUACUCUGAAAUGCAACAGUUAUCGACAUCCAACUCUUCAGAUACUGAAAGCAACAGAUGCAAACUCAGCUCUGGCCUGCUUCCCAAGCUGGCUAUCUCGACAGAAGGAGAACAAGAUGAGGCUGUCCCUUGCUCUGGGGACCCCAGAGAGGAGCCAGAGAAACCUGUUCUUCCUCCUGAGGAGUGUACUCAGGAGGAGCCUGAGGUCACCACUCCAGCCAGCACCAUCAGCAGUUCCACACUGUCAGAUAUGUUUGCUGUAUCUCCAUUGGGAAGUCCAAUGUCCCCACACUCCCUGUCUUCAGACCCUUCUUCUUCGAGGGAUUCCUCUCCCAGCCGAGAUUCUUCUGCAGCAUCUGCCAGUCCCCAUCAGCCCAUCGUGAUCCACAGUUCAGGAAAAAACUAUGGAUUUACUAUCCGAGCCAUCCGCGUGUACGUGGGGGACAGUGACAUCUACACGGUACACCAUAUCGUCUGGAACGUAGAAGAAGGAAGUCCUGCAUACCAGGCAGGACUGAAGGCUGGGGAUCUGAUCACACACAUCAAUGGAGAGCCGGUUCAUGGACUCGUCCACACGGAAGUUAUCGAGCUCCUGCUGAAGAGUGGGAAUAAGGUUUCAAUCACCACUACCCCAUUUGAAAACACAUCAAUCAAAACGGGACCAGCCAGGAGAAACAGUUACAAGGGCCGGAUGGUGAGACGAAGCAAGAAGUCCAAGAAGAAGGAAAGUCUAGAAAGGAGGAGAUCUCUCUUCAAGAAGCUAGCCAAGCAGCCUUCUCCUUUACUCCACACCAGCCGAAGUUUCUCCUGCUUAAACCGAUCCCUGUCAUCUGGAGAGAGCCUCCCAGGUUCCCCAACUCACAGCUUGUCCCCACGAUCUCCAACACCCAGCUAUCGCUCUACCCCAGAUUUCCCAUCAGGUACAAAUUCCUCCCAGAGCAGCUCCCCAAGUUCAAGUGCCCCGAAUUCUCCAGCAGGUUCAGGGCACAUCCGGCCUAGCACCCUCCAUGGCCUGGCCCCUAAACUCAGUGGGCAGCGAUACCGCUCCGGAAGACGGAAGUCAGCUGGCAGCAUCCCACUCUCCCCGCUGGCCAGGACACCCUCUCCGACUCCACAACCUACCUCUCCUCAGCGUUCACCAUCUCCACUGCUGGGACAUUCACUGGGCAAUGCCAAGAUCACGCAGGCCUUUCCUAGCAAGAUGCACUCUCCCCCGACAAUUGUCAGACAUAUCGUGAGGCCAAAGAGUGCAGAGCCACCCCGCUCCCCACUGCUGAAACGGGUGCAGUCGGAGGAAAAGUUGUCACCCUCCUAUGGCAGUGACAAGAAGCUCCUGUGCUCCCGCAAGCAUAGCUUGGAGGUCACACAAGAGGAGGUGCAGAGGGAACAGUGUCAGCGGGAAGUCACACUGCAGAGCCUGGAGGAGAAUGUUUGUGAUGCACCAUCCCUCAGUCGUGCCAGGCCGGUGGAACAAGGCUGUCUGAAACGCCCUGUAUCCCGGAAACUGGGCAGACAAGAGUCUGUGGAUGACCUGGACCGGGACAAGCUGAAGGCCAAGGUUGUAGUAAAGAAACCAGAGGAGAAAUAUGAAUCCCACCAGAAACCUCACAACCUUGGUGGUGAUUCAGAAAGUUAUGCCCUCUUCAGGCUAGAGGAGAGAGAGAAAAAAGUAUACCCCAAGGGGAUGGAAAGGUCAGGUCAUUUUGAAAACACAUCAGCAGAGUCACCUUCUGUGAGCAGCCUGCUGAAGGACACUCUUCACAAGCAGGCCAGUGUGAGGGCCAGCGAGGGGGUAACCUCAGAUGGGGCAGCUUGCAGCCUGGCACCAGGGGACCACAGCCAAUCUCUAGGUGACUUUAAACGGGCCUCUGCUUCUGGCAUCCUCCAUGAUAGUGUGUGCCCCAUCUCUGACAGGCCUGCUCCUGUAAAGGUUGACUACUCGGAGAAGGUCUCUCAGGCCAAAGAGCUCCUUCGAAGUGAGAAACUAGACAGCAAGCUGGCCAAUAUUGAUUACCUCAGAAAGAAAAUGUCAUUGGAUGACAAAGAUGACAGCCACUGUGCCAUCCUGAAACCCAAGAUAACAUCUAGCACCCAUGAAUGCCUGCCAGGGAACCCCGGACGGCCCAUGGCUGGGCAACAAGAGACCCUGCCAGCCUCUGAGAACCGGGCCUACAUCAACAGUACCCACACAUCUCAGAUGAGUGGUGUUUCCUUUGUUCCUCUCAAAGCCUUAGCUGGCCGGGUAGAGAAUGGAGGAGAAAAACCAGGCUUAGCUGCUCCUGAGUCCCCUGUCAGGAAGAGCCCCUCUGAGUAUAAGCUAGAGGGCAGGUCAGUUUCAUGCCUGAAGCCGAUUGAGGGCACACUGGAUAUUGCUCUCCUGUCUGGACCUCAUGCCUCCAAAACAGAGUUGCCUUCCCCAGAACCUGCACAGAGCCCCAGCCCAGGCAUCAAUGUGGGACUGUCGGUGCCACCAGCUCUUCCCGGUAGCAGUGGGAAAAAAGGAGACUCCACCAGCCUGAGAGAGCCUUCCUCAGCCAACUUAAAAGUGAAUAAACCUUACCUGCUGGAGUCUCGGUUCCUACCCCCGAGCCGGGCUCUCCAGGACUCUCUUACAACUCCUGGGCCAGAACCAAAGUCAAAGCAAGAGAGGAAGGUCAUUCAUUCUUCUGCCAGGAGCACAGCAUCUGUCACAGAGAGCAACCUCCAGCAGAAAGAGGGUGGUCCCACAACACACCAAGACCGCUCCACUGACACCAAGGUCCUCGCUGGCCCAGGGCAGACCCUACACAAUGUGGACCUACCCAGGCUAUGCACACGUGCCCCACUCCCACCAGAAGGGACAUCCUCAAAGGAGAAGCCAGGUCUGAAGGAACCAUCCGCAAAGGUGAAAAGUGAGUCAUCUGCCAUGAGGGAUGAUGGACACAGAGAUCCUUGUGUGAAGCUGUGCCCUGCAGACACUGGUAAAGCCAGUGACAGUUCCAAACCCCUCCCUUCCGGGGGAAGAACCCACCCUGAUUUCUACAAGCCCACCCAGACUUCGGAGAAAGCAUGGGCAUGCACAAAAGCAAACCACAAAGAUAGCCAAGACGAGGUGAAGUCCCUGGCCAGGGAGGACUCAGCUUCACUUCUGUAUGAAAAGGAGAUAGGCCGGGCAAGAAAAGGCCCAGAACCCAAACCAGAUGUUCCCAAACUGGAAGUUCCUGCUAUCCGGUGCCCUCCUCAGCCGCCAGGAAUUGAGGGUGAGAAGCGUGAAAAGCUCUCUGCUGCCGCCUCUUUGCAGAAACAGGCUUCCAAAGAGCCAGACAGGAAGGAACAGGCCCCGCAAAGGUCUGGAGGCAGUGGCCCCCAACAACCCUCAUCCACCAAAGAGCUGUCUAACUCAGCAGCCUGGCAGCAUGGUAGUUCUCCAAGUCACACUUUAAAGAAAGAGCUGGGGGCCAAAACUCCUGCUGCAGAACCAAGCACCAGCCUUCAGGACACUCCUCGAUCUGCUACAGCCACCACCACUGCCAUUGCCACUACUACUACCAGUGCCGGGCACAGUGACUGCAGUAGCCAUAAGUCCCGGCCUGGCCCUGACCCCAGCCCUUCAAAGUCUAAGCAUCAAGACAGGUCCCUCUCCUCACAGAAGCCAAGUGCUGGGUCUGCAAAAGGCAAAGAGCCUGUCACUCAACCCCUAGGUGGUUCCAUCAGAGAUGGCAAGGGUGGUGGCAAGGGCCCAUUGGACAUCUGUUCUGCUGUCCUGUCCACUCAGGGCAAAGCAAGUGAUGUACUUGUGCAGGGAGAAGGGAGAGUCAGUAUCAUGCUCCACACUGAAGGGAGUCCUCUAGAUGCCAAACUGCAAACCACCAAUGGAGGGAGUCCCCCAGAGAUGCAGGAGAAGCAUCUACCCAGACAAGGACAUCCAGGCCUCAGCGAAGCAGCAGACCAGAAGCUUGUCACUGCUGGUGAAAAGCAAAGCCUGUCUCCAAAGCAUCCCAAACCAUCCACUGUGAAAGAUUACCCCAGUCUGUGUAGACAGACAGACAAAAGCCCAAGUCAGCAGGCUACCCCUGGGGACAGGAAGGCAGAAGGAAAGAAAUGCACAGAAGCACUUUAUGUUCCAGCUCCAGAGGGCUACAAGCUGGAGGCCAGCCCUUCCCUCCACCAUGGUGAGUCUGGACUCAAAGGCCCAGAGAGGCCAGCCAUGGGCAUGGGGAAGGGCUUCUCUGAGUCCAAGGGGAAAGGGCCUGGUCCCCAGAAGCCACUGGCUGAAACAGGCAAGCCCAGCGGUAUGAAACGGUCACCCUCUGCCACUGUUCAGAGCUCUCUGCGCUCAGCUGCUCCCCCAGAAAAGUCUCUGAGUUACUCAGCCAGCUUUCCUGAGGCCCAACCUGGAGUGCGAGAGGUCACCGCAGCCAGCAGCAGCCCCUCAUCUGCCAAGGCUAUAGGGGGGACCUCAGAAUUUACAGCCCCCAGCAGCAGGGACCAUAAGAAGCUUCAGUCUGGAGGAGAUGGCCGAAACCAAAUGAUAAAGAGUGACUCUCUGCCCACCUUCCGCCUCUCCAACUCUGCCCUGGAGUCACAUUUGCAGGAUCCACUGGUGCCCAGCCCAGCAGGCCACCGAGACAGGGCACUGUCAGUAACUGCUGCCACAGGAGAACCCAAAGGGAGAGAGCUUACCCAGCCUCCCCCAGUCAGGAAACAGAAUGUGGGCAGGGAGGUGACCAGAGCACCCCCAGCCCCAAGCGCAGAUCGCUCCCUCCCUCUUUCCUCAGAGAAAGACUUCGUGGUUCGGCAGAGAAGGGGUAAGGAGACCUUGCGGAGCGGUCCUUACAAAAAAGCCUCCUAACCUGCAGCUCUGGUGACAGGGCUGUGAGAUCCAGCCCAAGCGUAGCUGUGACUGGGUCUUUGUCACCUUACAAACCAGCACUGUAUGGGAAUGUCCUCCAAGCAGAGCCUGGAGGCUCACCGAGGAUGAGGAGCGACAGAAAAAAAAAAAAGGGAACUUUCUUCCAGAUGCCUUCCCAGUAGUCACCGGUAAAACUGUUGCCAGAUAGUGUUUGUAUAAAACCCGCCUUCCCAGCGGUGUGUGGGUGAGGAAGAGAAUCUCUCUGUACAUAACCUAGCAAUGUGUUUGGUUCGGGAUGUAGAGUGUGUACCUUGCCGCUGACCACUUUGGUGACCGAAGCUUUUCUAAACUGAACAUACUUGUUUUUACCACUUAACCAUAAUGUAGUAAUAAAGCAAAAGUGGUCAGACUUGGGGGGGUGUGAAAAUAGAAACCCACCCGGAACUGCACGUGUACACAUCCACCUGUGUUUUGAUCUGUGGUUUGAGAAUCGUUUCAAGGCUCCAUUUGUAGAAGUAGAGUUAAAGAUGAAAGGAAGCCCUAAAUACAGUAGACGGUGAGGGUUUUUGUGUGUGUGUGUAUAUAUUUAACCAGAAUUUCUGAUCGUACUGAAUCUGGCUACCUGUAUUUCUGAGCUGCUGCAUUUGGACCCCUCCACUAGGAGUGGCCAGGACAGGGGGAGCUGGGCAUCUAUUUCACAGCUCUCAUAGGGGACAUUUUGACCCUCAGGUCCAAGUGGCCAAAAAGACAAUUGUCCUUGUCUCUGGGUUAUAUGUCUGGUCUUCACCGGAAGGCACACAGGGACUAUAAACACACUGCAGGUCAGCUUUCUUUCUUUCUUUCUUUCCCUCCUUUCCAAGCUCUUACCCUCAGGCCUUUAUGCUGUGAGUCCAAGAAGCACAUGUUUAUGGCAGGUGCUGUACCAGCCCUGCCGUUGAGGAAACAGGAAAAAAAUCACUGGCUGCACACAAAUCUGCUAGCCCUUAGGUGGAGCGAUAUGCGUUAGGCAUUGGAAGAGAUUUUAAAUUUGCUUUUGUCAAGGAAAAGGAGGGGGUGGAUUUGGCAUCAUAGCAUAUAUAUUAAAGAAUAAUCAGGACAUCAGAUACAUUUUAAUACAUAGCUGGGGCCUUAUGUUGUAGAUGAAGCUUGCUGUUUUUAGCAAGUUCCUGGGUUUCACAUUCAUCUCUGACGCAUCAAGUAGCUCCGUACAUUUCAUAACACAAUCUCUUUAUUUGUAUGCAAAAAAAAAUUUACUGUAUUAAUAAAGAGCAUCAUUUUGUAACAAAGAGACUGGAGCUAUUUGGUGCUUGAAUGUGAGCAUCGUUUUUACUUUUGCUAAGCCUUAUUUAAAUUUUGUAUACCAUGAAAUAUGUAGAACUUGUCAGAUCAUUUUAGCUCUGAGGGUUUUUCUGGGUUGUUUCUGUUGUUGUGAUGGUCUUUGUUUUGUUUUUUGGUGGGGUUUUUUUUUUUGGUUUGGUUUGGUUCGGUUUGGUUCUGUUUUUUUAACGGCUUGUUUUGAAUUGUAAGAUGGCACUUGCUGACUAAGACACAAUGCGGACACAUUUUUUAUAAGAUGCUUGGGAUCCAUAACAAGACUUUGUUCUAUAAGAGAAAAAAAAAAUUACAAAUGACUAAUGAAUCUAGCUCCAGACCCCUCAGGGGGUGUCCUGGUGUCUGUACACCAUAGGAUUGUUUAUGUGAGCACAGCCCUGUGGAUUGUAAAUCACCUAGCGAGGUUGUAAGCACUCCAGAAACAAAGGCAUCACAUCACCAACUGCUUGGGUUGCCCUUGGUUGCAAAGCCAGUUGGUGAUGGAAAAAGGAAAGGAAAAGGGAGUUUCCACUCCACCCCUGUCUCCCCACCCCCAGUUCCAGCCAUCCCUCCAUCACUACAUUAAAAAACUGUAGAACAAACAUAUUUUUUUACAAGAACUCAAAUGGGUCUCAAAAAAAAAUAAAAAAAAAGAUCUCCAAGCUCACAAUGCAUAUCUGGUUGGCAGAUCUAAUCGCCCAAUCAUUCUCCACUCAGACAUCAGGACAGGUCUGUAGUAGUUCAUGGUUUACAGCCUUUGCUUUUUAACUGUCCGGUUUUCUUUAAAGCACAGCUAGCUGCUUGUUUACAAAGGAUAUUUUUUAUCUAUGUUUUGUACAGUGUAUUAUCAUUUUGCCAAAUUUGUUUUUGCAUUUUGGGUAAGUAAAGGAGUACUUAAGGUUGCUUACAUGUGAUACCUGUUCGUUGUUGUGAACUCUCCCCCAACCAGCUGGUAGAAUUUCUCCCGUGUCCUCUUUGGUCAGUCUCUGUGUGGUUGUAAGACGUGCCCCUUGGUAGUGCUCCCAGCCGUAGACUUACCAGCUUCAGUUUUUAGGAUCUGUGCAAUAAAGUGUUUGCAGUCUUAUUUUCUCUGAGAAAUACCCCCCAUGAAUGUCAUAAUUGUUGUAUAUUGAACAAAUAUUUAUACUUAUGCAGUUGCAUAACAUUGAAUAAAAAUUUAGCAUGAAAGAA